Messenger RNA from Harmonia axyridis, 2729 nucleotides. RefSeq names its product death-associated protein kinase 2-like. The transcript has 9 exons. Gene Ontology annotation, cellular component: nucleus. Gene Ontology annotation, biological process: protein phosphorylation; positive regulation of apoptotic process; intracellular signal transduction. Gene Ontology annotation, molecular function: protein serine/threonine kinase activity; ATP binding. The record is from RefSeq and is a predicted model, not a curated record. NCBI's taxonomy places the organism in Eukaryota, Metazoa, Arthropoda, Insecta, Coleoptera, Coccinellidae. Bases 380 to 2179 code for a protein of 599 amino acids.
GAUGCAAGAUGGGGAAAAUUGGGUCCUUUCCUCUGAAAUCGGUGACUCAUUACAUUCCGGCAAACUUGGCAUACUAGCCUGGAGGAUAGUGCAGUUGAAAAAAAUUAGUUUGAUAAAUAUUCUAUUCCCUCCCGAAUAUCCAACAAAUAUCACGUGACCUCUAAAUGCCUGUUGGAGUUGGAGGAGAUGUGUGUAUCUAAUUUUGGCGCGUCCCAGAGUUCCAGACACGGGCCGAUGCGCUACUGUUUUUAUCUUCACACCAACUAGGUUGUAUUGGUGUUUUCGAUAUCGGUGAAUCGGGAAGCUAUAGGCUGAAGUGAUGUAUUGUGGGUUCAUCGCAUUGUUAAUUGCCUGAAGUUAUUUCGAAGGGAGGAAUAAAAUGAUACGUGUAGAUGAAAAUGAGCCUGUAGGGGAGGUCCAGUUGAGCUUCCCUUACAGAGAUGUCCAAAUCAAAAGAGGAUCAGAUCCGAAAGAGGAAUACAACCUGCAAGAAGAGUUAGGAAGAGGUAAAUUUGGUAUUGUUUACCGUUGCACAGAGAAAAAAUCCAACCUUGCUUUGGCCGCCAAGUUCAUUAACUGUCCAAAGAAGGAAGACAGGAGAAAUGUGGAAAGAGAGGUGGACAUAAUGAGAACCCUGCAGCACCCCAGGCUGAUACAGCUCUACGACGCUUACGAAAAUGACAAGAUUAUGUGCGUCAUAUUAGAAUUAAUCGAGGGAGGGGAACUUUUCGAAAGGGUGAUAGACGAUGAUUUUAUUCUAACAGAAAAAAGCUGUACAAUCUUCAUGAGACAGAUCUGCGAAGGUGUGGAUUUCAUACACAAGCAGAGGAUACUUCAUUUAGACAUGAAGCCAGAAAAUAUUCUGUGUUUGACGAAAACAGGAAACAGAGUGAAAAUAAUAGACUUUGGCUUGGCUAGGAGGUUUGAUCCGGAGAAAAAGCUCCAAGUGCUUUUUGGUACUCCUGAGUUUGUAGCACCAGAAGUUGUCAACUAUGACGCAAUUGGAUAUGGUACAGAUAUGUGGUCUGUUGGAGUCAUUUGUUACGUUUUGUUAUCAGGUUUAUCUCCAUUUAUGGGAGCCAACGAUCCUCAAACAAUGGCGAACGUCACCAUAGCAAAAUAUGAUUUCGACGAUGAAGCCUUCAAUGAAAUAUCCGAAAACGCAAAAGACUUCAUCAAAAAAUUGUUGGUCAAAGACAUGACUGAACGUAUGUCGGCAGAAGAGUGUCUGAAUCACGACUGGCUAAAAAAGAAGAAAAGAGCGGUGACCCGCACGCCCUCUAUGGAAGUAACCAAAGACAAUCUGAAAAUUUUCGUGGAAAGAUGGAACGAACACCCAAAUUCUCCCUAUGUCUUCGACAAACAGUCGCAGUUUAUAACGCCGGUAUGUUCUGGUGGGCAUAACCUCACAGAUUCACUACAUUCAUUGGUCGGUCUUUCGCCAUCACCAUGCGGUUCUCUUGCGUCGUCUUCAGGAAUGGAAGAUUACACUUUGAACGACGUCCAGCCCAUAGAGUUCGAUAGAAGAAGAGCAUCGGAUAGUCACGGGGUUGUUAAGCCUCCUAGGGACAUAACAGAGAGGAUAAACUUGGCGGAAGAGAUAAGGAAACUGUCAGACAAGUUGUACCAACUGUCGAAAAUACCAACCACUAUAAAUAACGACAAGUGUCCGUUCGGGGAGACCCCUUCGUUGAAUGGGGAGUCUCCAGUGUUACCAACGUUGAACAGGGAAAUCCCCCAGCCGAACGAGGUGUUUAAAAGCGUCCCCAUUAAAAUAAUUCAUACGAAAUACGAGGAUAUUCCUAAAGGCCAGAUUAAUUGCGAUGUUCCUUGGAGAAAGACUAAAUUUAAAUUGAAUCAAUUCAGCCGGGAUGUUCCUUUGGCGGUUAAGCACCUAAAUGGUGUCAAAACUUAUAAAGCGUCUGUUCAGCAUAACUCUGUAAGGCAAGCACACAAUGAUUCCACACCAAACACCACCAAAGACUUGCUGUUGACACUUUUGGAACAUUGGGAUGGACCACAUGGUGUUCGAAGACAUAAUACUAGGCAUAGUUCUAUAUCUUCAGAAUGGACGGAACACGAGAGCCUAGGUCAAAAAACCAUUAGUUCUUUGAAUAAUUUUUUCCAGUCUAGAGCAGCAAAUAAAAAGAUUACACCUUUUCAUCAGUUUAAGAAUUAAUCGAGUUUCAGGAUUUGAAUGGGUCUUACAGGCUAGUGAUAAAAAUGGUUUAUUCGGACCAUUUCAUUUAUUCAUCACAUAGUUUUCAUCAUCAAAUCACUUCAUUCAUCACAGAUAUCAGAACUAUGAAAGAAAAUUAUUUUAUUGCAAUUGAAAAACUUUUUUUCAAAUUAUACACUGCAAAAUUUUCAAAUAGACUUUGAAUUCCUAUUAUUAAUCUUAUUUAAUGUAUAAGAGAAAACAGUUAUAUAAUAAAUGAAUUUAUAAUUGAACAGUUAUUUAGAAAUUUUAUCCCACAACUAAAGCUAGGAAAAUGAAAUGAAUUGACCAAUUUUCGUUUUUUUUCUAAAUUGAGAAAGUGUUCAUUACAAAAAUAAUAUUCAAGAGUAUUUUUCAUUCAAAUUGUCGAAGAAAACCAGAGCAGCAAGAAUGUUAGGGAAAGGAUGACAGCCCAAGAAGCUCUGAACCAUCCAUGGCUAAGUAACGUAACAGUUCCAGAAAUGGAAAUCGACAGAACCAAACUGAAGAAAUAUGUAAUAAGACGAAGAUG